This is a messenger RNA of Hevea brasiliensis (rubber tree), 1132 nucleotides long. RefSeq names its product putative PAP-specific phosphatase, mitochondrial. Bases 1 to 1098 code for a protein of 365 amino acids. The record is from RefSeq and is a predicted model, not a curated record. Gene Ontology annotation, biological process: sulfate assimilation. The transcript is spliced from 7 exons. NCBI's taxonomy places the organism in Eukaryota, Viridiplantae, Streptophyta, Magnoliopsida, Malpighiales, Euphorbiaceae. Gene Ontology annotation, molecular function: 3'(2'),5'-bisphosphate nucleotidase activity.
AUGGCAUCCCCCAUGCACGGCCCAAUUCUCCCAACACCCAACGGCCUACGCAGUCCAUCUUCUAUGCAUGGACUGCCGUAUCUUUGCCCACAUGAGAUGCGCCAUGCACGGCCCAAUUCUCCCAACACCCAACGGUCUCUCUUCUCUAGCGAAGGACGGAUAUUUGAAAAGAAUGGCCAGACUCCAGUUACAAUGGCUGAUUUUGGAGUGCAGGCUCUUGUUAGCUUAGAGCUGAGUAAACUGUUCCCUUCUAGUCCCUUGGUUGCUGAAGAGGAUUCUAGUUUUUUACGCUCAAAUAAUCUGGUGGAUUCUGUGGUAAGUGUGGUUACUAAUAAAGCAAGCUCCAAUGAUAAACCACUGAAACAUGAUGAUGUACCGGAAGCAAUUGACAGAGGGGGGAAUAAUGCUAUCGUUUAUGGAACAAAGACUGCCACCUACUGGGUACUAGAUCCAAUUGAUGGCACUAGAGGUUUUGUCAGAGGAAAUGAGGCCCUAUAUGUGGUAGGUUUGGCUCUUGUAGUUGAAGGAGAGAUUGCAUUAGGUGUUAUGGGCUGUCCUAAUUGGCCAGAGGAAGUUUCCAACAAAUCCAUCACUGAGGUUUGCGAAUAUGAAAACCUGCAGUCUGGAUCAGGGAUCCUUAUGGUGGCACAUGUUGGCUGUGGAACAUGGACAAAGAGGCUAUCAAAUGUGCUGGGUAGAUCAGCCAUAGUUUCUGAUGGUUGGACUAAAUGCAUUGUUGAUGGAUGUCGCAUUGUGCCUGAAGCACGCUUUUGUGUUCCAGAGAGUCAAACCUGCGAGUCAUUGCCACUUUCAGCUUUAUUCAAUGCAACAAAUGAUGCUGACAGUAUUGACGAGAAAGAAAUUCUUCUAUUGUCAACAUGCUGCAGAAGUUUAUGCAAGUAUCUAACGGUGGCCUGUGGUAGGGCGUCAGUAUUCAUUCUUCGAGCAAGAACUCAGAGAAUCAUCAAGGUUUGGGAUCAUGCUGUUGGUGUAAUAUGUGUGCAUGAAGCAGGGGGAAAGGUGACUGAUUGGAAAGGGAACCAACUUGAUUUUGCAGCAGAUCAAGUUGAACGCAGGAUUUUAUUUCCAUCUGGCUAGGGUAACCGGCUUCGAACCGGAUUGAAACCGUCAU